Molecule: messenger RNA, 1976 nt
Organism: Colletotrichum scovillei
Lineage: Eukaryota; Fungi; Ascomycota; Sordariomycetes; Glomerellales; Glomerellaceae
Product: metallopeptidase family M24
Exons: 2
Coding region: 196-1704 (502 amino acids)
Cellular component (GO): mitochondrion
Molecular function (GO): metalloaminopeptidase activity; manganese ion binding
Source: RefSeq, a predicted model, not a curated record
GUCAGCAGUGAGCAGGCACCUUCACAAAUUCUCCUGCACCGUAUCCGUCCGUACCUUGUGGUUAGCACCUCCGGUCAUGACCUCAUCCGAACCGUAGAGCCCGUCCGUUUUCCGCAUCCACCUCAAACCUCCCUUGUCUGACUCUCUCUCUCAUCUCACGCCCACCACUCACAUCACAAGUGACAAUACCCGGUCAUGAACGUCUCACGGCCGGUGAGCCGCGCCCUCCGUGCCGUCCCGCGGUUACGCCCGGCAUCGCCAUGGCGGCGGCCUUUACCACCCUCCGCCUCCGGUGCCGUCGCCGGCCGUCAGUUCCGGCCCUACUCCGACGUCUCUGCCGCCGAUCUGCAGUUCGGCCAGCCGGUACAUGAGACUCACCCUCACAUUCUCAAAGCUGGAGAGAUCACACCAGGCAUAACAGCCCAAGAAUACCACGACCGCCGCGCCCGCCUCGCCGAGCGCCUCCCGGACAACGCCGUCGCCGUCCUCGCCGCCGCGGACCUCAAAUACCGCUCCGGCGCCGUCUUCUUCCCCUACCGCCAAGACUCCAACUUCCUCUACCUCACCGGCUGGAACGAGGGCGACUCGGUCGCCGUCAUCCGCAAGACGGGCAAGGACUACGGCGACUACGAGUUCCACCUCUUCGCCAGGCCAAAGGAGCCCGUCGCGGAACAAUGGAUGGGCGCCCGCAACGGCGUCCAGGCCGCCAUCGACAUCUUCAACGCCGACAAGGCCGACGACAUUGCCCGCAUCGACCGCUGCCUGCCCGAGAUCCUCAAGGGCGCGAGUCGGGUCUAUACCGACAUCCCGAAGCCCGGUAACGAACAGAACUCGGCCAGCAACGGCAGCAGCAAGCUCGUAGCCAGCCUCAUGAACUCGGACAAGUCCUGGUUCCCCUCCGUCCGGAUCCCGCUCUACCCCGUCAUCAAUCAGCUCCGCGCCAUCAAAUCCCCCGCCGAGAUCGCCAACAUGCGCCGCGCGGGCCAAAUUUCCGGCCGCGUCAUCACGGACGCCAUGCGCCGGUCCUGGACGAAGGAAAAAGACCUCCACGCCUUCCUAGACUAUCGCUUCACCGCCGACGGCUGCGACGGCCCGGCCUACGUCCCCGUCGUCGCGGGCGGGCGCAACGGCCUCUGCAUCCACUACGUCGUCAACAACAACACCAUCCCCCAAGACGAGAUGCUCCUCGUCGACGCGGGCGGCGAGUACGGCACCUACAUCACAGACAUCUCCCGCACCUGGCCCGCGUCCGGCAAAUUCUCCCCCGCGCAGCGCGACCUCUACGAGGCCGUCCUCACGGUCCAGCGGUCCAGCGUCGCGCUCUGCCGCGAGGACGCCGACCUUUCACUCGACGAGAUCCACGAGCACACCUCGGCGGGCCUGCUCGAGCAGCUGAAGAGCCUCGGCUUCGAGGGCGUCACGUCGCGCGACGUCGACGUGCUCUUCCCCCAUCACGUCGGGCACUACGUCGGGCUGGACGUGCACGACGUACCCGGCUACGGACGGCGGACGCCUCUGAGGAAGGGCCACUGCGUGACGAUCGAGCCGGGCAUCUACGUCCCGGACACGGACCGGUGGCCGCAGCAUUUCAGGGGUAUGGGCGUGCGGAUCGAGGAUAGCAUCUGCGUGGACGAGACGUCGCCGUAUAUCCUGACGACGGAGGCCGUGAAGGAGGUUGCUGAUAUUGAGGCUCUGAGAGACUAGAGCAGAAGAAGAGGGUGGGUUGUGCAGACGGGUUGUGUGGUGUGGUGUACCAACAUUUGUGAAACCCUGUAAACCUCCGUGUAUCCAUCGCUGUAACAACAAAGUAACGAUACCAAAGUGGCACCAUAGAAUGGUGCCGUUACACAAAGAGAAGCCAUUCCGCUUUUGCUGGUUGACCAUCGCCCCAUUUCGUCCACCUGAGCAGUCGUAAGAGAUAGGACACUUAUAUUGUUGGAGCGUAGUCUCUUGUCAGGCCGACAUCCCGUAUGGGC